AUGUCAUCCACGGUGGAAGGCUCUGGCUGCCAGGGGGCCUCCUGCCAUCAGCUGCUUCUGCUCCUUAUGAUUCUGCAGCACCAGUGUUCGGAGAGCUCCCCACUGUCUAUUGGCCCCUGGGGUCCCUGCACAACAACAAACAAGGAGAAGCUGGGCUCCAGAGCGCCGUGUGUUCACAGGCUCCAAAGCAAGAAGAAAUGUCCUGGUUUAAAACGGACAUUGAUCAGACCUGCUGGGAGGGCGAGCGGGAGGCAGAAAGGCAUGGCUGCUUCCAGGUUUCUGUUGGCAGAGAGGGCAGAGCUGACAACUCCCAGUGAAACUGCAAGAGCAGAGACAGGGCCAGCCUGGCACCCCAGCCCAGCUCACAGCUCUAGGCUGACGCUUCUCAGCGGGAAGAGCUCUAUCUCUCUCAAAAGUUUCAAUAAUCUUAUCCUAACCUGGCACAGAACCUCACCCUUCCUGGGAACACAGGAAUGCUUGCUACUUGACGUCAAUAAAAUCCAACUCCUUAAGGUCUCUUCUGGGAUCGAAGGGGUGGAGUUCAUUCCACACCAUUCUGAGACAGAGUCAGAGGAAUUUGCUGGGUCUUCUCUGGCUCAGAAUAAGUCUACCAGGCAUUUCUACCUUAUCCAGAAGACAAUCGUUUAUUUGCACAAGUGCACAGCGGCCGACACCGCCAGCACUAACCACAUUGGAUUCUCGGUCCACUCUCAUGAAGGCUCCAGCCCUCAUUCAAGGCUGGUCUGUUCCCGUAGGCCUUCUGAUGAGUGCCACAUUUUGUUCCUCUAA
This is a messenger RNA of Chlorocebus sabaeus (green monkey), 789 nucleotides long. The record is from RefSeq and is a predicted model, not a curated record. NCBI's taxonomy places the organism in Eukaryota, Metazoa, Chordata, Mammalia, Primates, Cercopithecidae.